AUGUCUGAGAUGAAGAUGGGUGUGCGUGCUGGGAGUUCACAAGCAUGGCACAAGGGAAACCAUGUAACCGACUCUCCGACCCAUGGAAAAAGGAGAUUUGCUAAAACUGUGUCGUCUAAUAGGGUUUGCUUGGGCGAUGAUGAUAUGACAUUGCCUGGACAUGGGCACCUGGGUACCGGCAACGGAGUCCAAAUGCUUUUCGUGGUGCCCAUGACCAAGGAGGCCAUGUACAUACAUCUGGCCAAGCUCUCGAAGUGUUUUGGGACGACUCAUAGCCGAGACGGACUACAUCUAUCUGAUACAUCAGACGGUAUUCACAAAUCGCCAUUUGCGCCUGAUUACCCCCAAGUUGAGCUUGUGGGUGUUAUCCCGGAUGGCCCCUAA
Trichoderma atroviride IMI 206040 is the source of this 384-nucleotide messenger RNA. RefSeq lists its product as uncharacterized. The record is from RefSeq and is a predicted model, not a curated record. NCBI's taxonomy places the organism in Eukaryota, Fungi, Ascomycota, Sordariomycetes, Hypocreales, Hypocreaceae.